Messenger RNA from Colletotrichum truncatum, 1134 nucleotides. RefSeq lists its product as uncharacterized. The record is from RefSeq and is a predicted model, not a curated record. NCBI's taxonomy places the organism in Eukaryota, Fungi, Ascomycota, Sordariomycetes, Glomerellales, Glomerellaceae.
AUGCGAGGACCAAGUCCAGAUGUGCACUUGGAACAGGACGACACUUACUUACCGGAGGUCUGGGCAUGGUACGCCAUUGGCGUUUUUGUGAUCCUCCUCCGAUAUGCGGUGCGCCUUCGAACUGUCGGAAUUAGAGGGUUCCGCGGUGAUGACUGGCUUGCCUUGCCUUACCUCAUAUUAUACACUUUGAAUGUUUAUAUUGUUCAGAUUACAUAUCACACUGGGGCGAACAUCGACAUUACUCCCGAGAUGGUCCCUAAGCUUUCGGAUCAUGACGUCGAAAUCCUCGAGCUUGGGUCGAAGCUGGAGUUUAUGUCCUGGUAUUCUUAUCCGGGAUGCAUCUGGGUAUUGAAGUUUACUGUUUUGUUCUUUUACAAGCGCUUGACGCUCGGAAUCCUGCGACGCAAGACGCUAAUCGGGCUCUUCUGGCUGUGUGGUCUGUCGUACAUAGCCUUGUGCUUGACUAUUACGCUGAGUUGUUCACCGUAUUCCGAUAACUGGCGAAUACGACCGUUGCCAGGACCAGAAUGCACGUUCCGACCGCAAAAUUUCUGGAUGCUGCUCUGGCUGAACGUGAUUACCGACGCUGCCCUCCUUUCGAUCCCGGUUCCAAUCUUGUGGCAUCUUCGAGUAUCUCUUGGACGCAAGAUCGGAGUCGGCGUUCUAUUGUCAUCGGGUCUUUUCGUCAUAUCAACAGCAGUCGUGCGAGCUGUUUCCACACUAACCGGAGCGCCGUCCGUCAUCAACAUCAACCGCUGGGGUUUCCGCGAACUCGCCGUCGGCCUCAUCACCGUCACUGCACCAGCGUUAAGCCCGCUUUUCACAAGGGCAUUCUGGCGUCGCGGAGCCUAUAUACGAGAUUACUAUGACCGACUACAACAGCCUCGGUCACCGGCGAAUAAUGCGAGGUUUGGUAAUUGGCUUGGAACAAUAGUUUUGCGCUACAUUGAUGAGGAACAGGGUGAGCCCUUUCGAGACCCCAACGCAGCAAAGGCCUUGGAGGAGGCCGGAUAUGUGGAUUGGGUCCAGCGACAAGAUGAUGCUGGAAGGAAGAGAAGCCAGGAAACCUAUGAAUUGGAGCUUCGGAGUGGCGACACGAGCACGAAAAGUAUCAAGGGUGUCGAAACUGCAUGA